AUGGUGUCUGGCUGGAGCAGCAGCUGUCAGGCUUGCCUGGAGAAGCAUCUUUUCUUCAACAUGUCCAUCCUGCAGCCUGUGGAGAUGCUAUCUCUGGCUCAGCUGGAAAUCAAGCUCCACUGGAAGCCCCUCAGAACCGUGCAGCUGCUGCAAGGGUCCCAGGCCAUUAGUGCCUCUCUUUAUAAAGUGAUCCGAUCGACUUUGAAGGGAACUAAUCCCAAGGCGAACCGCAGACUCCUGCUGUCCCAGUCGGUCCAGCUGCAGCCCGAGUCCACCUCCAUCACCAUGGAUCUGACAGCGGUGGCAGAGAGCUGGCGCAAACCGGGGUCUAACUACGGCUUAAUUUUCGAGUUGCUCCCUCUCGGACCAGACCCGGAACAGUUCUUUCCGUUUUACCCCGGUAACUCCCUCCCGCUGGAACAAGCCUUCACCUUCCCGUUGGUUCAGGCCUCACUAGUGGCUGUGUCCCUCAACCCAAAUCGGUGUCGGUCCAGACGGAGGAGAAGCGCCAUCCACAUCCCCGUGACACCCAGCAAUGUGUGUAAAGCUCGCCGCCUCUACAUCAGUUUUAAAGAUGUCGGCUGGCAGGACUGGGUCAUCGCCCCGCAGGGCUUCAUGGCCAACUACUGCCACGGGGAGUGUCCGUUCCCGCUCAGCGAGAGCCUGAACGGCACCAACCAUGCCAUCCUGCAGACCCUGGUGCAUUCCUUGGAUCCGGAGAACACGCCACAGCCCUGCUGCGUCCCCAUCCGUCUCUCCUCGAUCUCCAUGCUCUACUACGACAAAAACGACAAUGUGGUGCUUCAGCAUUACCAGGACAUGGUGGUGGAUGAAUGCGGGUGUCGCUGAAGAUGCUGGACGCUUCUGAUUGGCCUCUGGUCACCAGAUGUUAUCCUCUGAUUCAUUUAGCUGCUUUGUCCAGUGAUGCGA
This is a messenger RNA of Neolamprologus brichardi, 930 nucleotides long. Lineage: Eukaryota; Metazoa; Chordata; Actinopteri; Cichliformes; Cichlidae. The record is from RefSeq and is a predicted model, not a curated record.